CGGUGCACACUGAGUGAACUUUCACCCCUCCAACUGGUUUAUUGUUUUGACUUAACAGGUUCUAAAAGUGAUUCGACAGAAAGACAAUUUUAAAACAAUUAAGUACUCUUGAUGAUUUACUCAAACGCGUAACAUACGAUGUAAAUAAUGAGCGUGUCGACCAGAUACCGACGUGGCUGUUGACAAAGAUGCUUUCUCCUCCAUAAGCUAGCGUUAGCUGUCUGGCUAACGUAGCGUACGUAGCUUUGGAAACAACAUGACGACGAUGAGGAUUGGUGUGUAAGAGCGACCGACCAGACAUCGGAUCGCACCGAUUUCCUGCUUGUCUGACACAUAUUUCCAGGAUCAUCCUGUCUGUUGCAUCUGCAUAGCUUCAAAAACGGCUUUCUCAACCUUUGCGCAUCAGUAAUUCAAGUCCAAACGUCUUCGUAGUGUGGGACAUUUGCAUCACUUUGCUUCGAUGGGCGAGGAAAAGCCGGACACGCUCGACUUUGUGAAGGAUUUCCAGGAGUAUCUGAGCCAGCAGACUCAGCAUGUCAACAUGAUAUCAGGCUCUGUCAGUGGCGUCAAGGAGGAGGACGAGCUGCCACCAGACUGCAGUCAGAAUGGACUGGAUCACCCCUCAGUGGACAUGUCACUGGAGGACAGCUCGGGGAUCCUGGUGGAUGGUUUUGAGAGGACCUACGACGGCAAGCUCAAGUGCCGCUACUGCAACUAUGCAACCAGAGGCACUGCGAGACUCAUUGAGCACAUCCGAAUUCACACAGGAGAGAAACCUCAUCGCUGCCACCUCUGUCCAUUUGCUUCGGCCUACGAGCGCCACCUGGAGGCCCACAUGCGAUCGCACACAGGUGAGAAGCCUUAUAAAUGUGAGCUGUGCUCCUUCCGCUGCAGCGAUCGUAGCAACUUGUCGCACCAUCGCCGUCGACGCCACAAACUCCUGCCAAUGAAAGGUGCUCGCUCGCUUUCCCACAAGAAGAUGUUGAGUGUUUUACAGAAAAAGGCCAGCUCGCUGGGCUACGGCCGUCGACUCCUCAUCAACUUUACCCCCCCUUCUAUGGUGGUGCACAAGGCGGAAAAUGUGAACGACUUCUCGCAUGAGCUGCCCCACUUACGCCAGGAGACGUACGAUAGUCAGGGUCAUGCAGUGGAGGACGGGCACUUGACAAAUCACCAUCACCAUGAUAUGGUUAUGGAUAACCCCCUGAACCAGCUGUCCACCCUGGCAGGCCAGUUGGCCAGCCUCCCUUCUGAGUCCCAGGACCAGACUCAGCCUCAGCCUCAGCCUCCUAUGUCUCCAGGAGCAGAGUCUAUCGUAGAUGAGAAGCCCUUCCUCAUCCAGCAGCCCCACCCUGCCCCAGCUCCCGUGGCUGUGUCUGCCAGCAUGGUCCAUGCUUCCUCCUCUUCCCCAAUCAGCCCGGAGUCCCGGGCUCCUCCCCACAGCAGUUGCAGCCCUGGAAGGGGACCCUGCAGCGAGCACAGUGGGCGCACCAGUACCCCGAGUAUCUCCAACAGCCAACCCAGUACACCGGCCCCAGGCCUGUCCAUCCCACUCCAGGACCCCCACAUGCUGCAUCACUGCCAGCACUGUGACAUCUACUUCCCCGACAACAUCCUCUACACCAUCCACAUGGGCUGCCAUGGCUACGAGAACCCAUUCCAGUGCAACAUCUGCGGCCACAAGUGCAAGAGCAAGUACGACUUUGCCUGCCACUUCGCCCGCGGGCAGCACAAGUGAUGGAUGACUGAGGAAAACUUUGAAAGAACUUUUAACAGGACAGUUUUGUUUUAUUAAUUCCAUAGUCAUUUUAUUUAUUGGUCUUUUACUUGGCCUUGAUGUAGCCUAGCCUUUGAAAGUUGUAUAAUGUCAACAUUCAGAUGGUUUAAUGUGUAAUUAAAGGUGCCCAUUCAAGUGUAUUAUAAAGGGAUGAUCAGUGUUUUCAACAGGUUGAGAAUUUAUUUGUGGUGUGAUAAAUCAGAAAAACAAAUUCCCUACUUGGCCAAAUUCAUUAACCUUAUUUAAUGCAGCAAUUUAUCAAGUUAGACAUAGCUCAGAAAUGUACUGCUGUUGAUAUGUUGAAGCUUCUCUUCAGUACGUGAGCUAAAAAAGACAGACAACAGGUGAUAACACUCCUGCUGUUCACACAGCGACUCUCACCCUCAACAGUGUGUCCCUUUAGAAAAAUACAAAAAGAGAAGAAACUAAAUGAGUUCUCAACCUCCCUAGAAUGUUUAAAUUUGGCUCUGAUGACACUGAUGCCGGACUGAUCUUACUUUAGCCUUGUUGAAAUUAUUUCAGUGCUUGGUGCAUUACUACUAUUCUUUUGCAGUGCCUGACAUAGUCACUUUCUUGUGUGCCCACGAUAUAAUGGACUGUUACUUUUGAAGAUUAAUAGAUGUUAUUAAAAUAUCCUCUUCUUGCUGUGAUGAAUAGGCCCAGAACCUUAGAAAAAGAGUUUGGCCAUUGUAGUUUUCUAUGGUAGCCAUUCUUUUUUUUUUUUUUUUCUUUUUUUUUUUUUUUUUGGCCAAAAUUCUGCUCCAUGAAUGCUGCUAAGACACUUUGGAAUCUAAAAUAUGUGGACGGCGUCUAGCCGGCCAAACGUAUCGGUGGUUUUAGGUCAGUCGGUUAAGUUGUCGAACUAGAUUUAGUAGGAGUUGGGUUGUUGUUGACGUUCCUUCACUCAGUGCCCUUCCUUGACCAGCAUCAUGGUAACUUCACGUGUUUUGGUUGAACGGGUUUCUUAUCCUUUUUAAUCACAUCGUGUCACCUUCUGAUGUUUUGAUAUUGUACGAAGUCACUUUGAUAUCCCGUGUCUGUGUGUUUAGGACAGAAUCAUCCCGUCUUGUGUCUCAUGUGUCUCACGUAGCACCGGGGAUGCCACGUUUUUUUUCUGCCUUUCGUGAUAACACACACGCUGAGAUUCCCCCGUUCAUCAAAUGGAUCCCAGUGGUUUUCUGACUAUUUACCGAGUAUUGUAUUCUGAGUUGUUGGAUAGAUGUUCAGUGUCAAAAAAAAAAAAGAAGCAAACUCAUGUCGCAGUAAGACUGCUACUUUAGCAAGAGAUUGUUCUUCGUCUUGGGUACUGUUGUUUGUUGCUUAGCAACAUGCGUGGAGAACAUUGUCACUGUUUUGUUUUUUAGGACCAUCUCCUUGUUGCCAUGCUAACCAGUAACAAGGGGCAUCCCAGUAACGACUGCCUUAUGUUCUCUCUGUGUGUGUCGUAGGGUCAUGAUGGCGAUCACUCGCUCCCUCUGGGUUGGCAAAUCAUUUCAUUGUGAGAUGGAUUAAUCUUACUAAUUUAUAAGUAAAGUGUUUUCUAAC
Anarrhichthys ocellatus (wolf-eel) is the source of this 3322-nucleotide messenger RNA. It is a transcript of the gene ikzf5, whose product is annotated as IKAROS family zinc finger 5. The record is from RefSeq and is a predicted model, not a curated record. Gene Ontology annotation, biological process: regulation of transcription by RNA polymerase II. NCBI's taxonomy places the organism in Eukaryota, Metazoa, Chordata, Actinopteri, Perciformes, Anarhichadidae. The transcript has 3 exons. The coding region runs from base 461 to 1738 and encodes 425 amino acids. Gene Ontology annotation, molecular function: DNA-binding transcription factor activity; RNA polymerase II cis-regulatory region sequence-specific DNA binding.